UGUAGCAAAGGGCUAGGCUCUUUGUUUUAUGGUUAUAAUGAUGGUUGAUGUUUUACUUUGGUUAAUUCUAUUAUUUAAAAGUGAAAAUCUGCAUACACCCAAAAAAACUGAAUUGUUUGAGAGAGAAAAUGUAUGCGAAACAUCUGAUAAUGCUGCGUUCUGGCAAUUCCGGAAUGACACGAGUUCAAAUUUCAUGCAGUGAAACGUGCACAAGGGGAAUGUUGUAAAUAGAUUGUAUUGAGCUGUGUAAUUUUGGGAUUGGUGAUUAUAAAUUAUAAAAUCCACUCGAAAACUGGAAAUGUCACAAGGAAGAAUCCUUCUAUGCUGGGUGUGUGUCAUAGUGAGUAUUAGUGGAGAGAUUGACAGUUCGCCAAUACUGCAGCAGGUGAGACCGGGGGACACAACGAAGUUAAGGUGCACGGUAGGGGAACUGGGAAACGAAAAGGUAAUUUGGAGUGGAAAACGCGAUGAACUACUGUUUAUUGACGAAAAUAGAGUGACAUCAGAGUCAAGAUUCACUUUGAAGCGCCCCUAUUCUAAAAGCUGGAAUCUCAUCAUUGAAAACAUUAAACUUGGAGAUGGGGGAUCGUACAAGUGUAAAGUCGGUCGCUCGGUAAUUAAAGAGUAUACGUUGGAAGUGCAAUAUUCACCUCGAAUUUUACCGUCGGAAUCAGGUGGAGACAGCCUGGUUAAGGAGGGAAAAAAUGUUACCCUUACUUGCGAGGCAAAGGGGGUCCCGCCUCCAAAAUUUGUAUGGCAUUUGAUAAAAGGCAACCAAGAAAUGCAGAUGGAUAAGGGUCCACAGUUAGUAAUACCAAAUAUUAGGCAAGAAGAGUCGGGUGUGUAUAGAUGUACAGCGUUUAAUGGAAUCGAACCAAAUGGUACCAUGGAUGUAACAGUGGGAGUAGAAUACGCACCUGUAGUUACUGUUUACAACCCCAAGUUAAUGCGAGAAAAGGGUAAGAGUGCAAAGUUAGAAUGCAUUGUUGUCAGCUUUCCCAAGGGUCGAUACAACUGGACCAAAGAUGGUGAAGUCAUAAAAAAGGACUGGAAUCACGAUACCCAGAAAAUUGAACUAAACUUGACUACCACGGUUAUGAGUCUCAAUAUAAAACAGGUGAGGCAGCCAUCAGGAUUUGGAUUGUACCAUUGUGAGGCAGAGAACCAGUUUGGUAGAGCUGUCGGCAGUGUCACACUACAAGAGAUUGUCACAACUUCCAACAAACCGUCUGCUGGGACAGGUAAAGAUGGAAGUGUGCAGCUUUGUUCUGAUCGCAUCUUGUUUUACCUUUUAGUUUUAACAUUAUGUGUAACUUUCUAAAUGUUCUGAAUGUGGGUUUUUUUUUUUGCAAGUCUGAGAAGAUAUUCAUCGAAUAUUACUCCAGAAUUUGUUUACAUUUUAGUUCACCUGAGCUGAAGGUUUAAGUGAGCUUUUCUGAUCAAAAUUUGUCCGUUGUCUGUCAACGUCGUUGAAAACUUUUCACAUUUUUAUCUUCUUUUAAAGAGCCAAUUUCAACCAAACUCAGUCUCCUUAAUUGAAGAAAAAUAGUUUAUUCAAACGAGGAACCACGUCCCCUACAAAGGGAUAUAAUAAAAAUGCCAAAAUAGGCUAGAGUAAAAAAAAAAAAUUCAACAACCACUGGACCACAUAAUAUGAAAUGCAUGCGAAAGCUUCCUGACAUAGGUAAGAUUAAAGUUGCUCAAACCAUGGACCUCAAAAUGGGAACAAAGUUCUACAUAGAAAUUUAUAGCGGAAAAUCUGUAGAAACUAUCUAAAUGAAACCAGGGCCAUAGUUUGGCAUAAAUAUAUGCAAACACCCCCAGGUGUUGGAGAUUCAACCCUACUCAAAUCAUGGCCUCCGGGGUAGGGUGGGGCCCCAUUUUGGGAUCAGUUUUACUAAGGAAUAUAUGGGGGAAAUAUUCUCAAGAACAAGGCCAACUUGCGUUGGGUUGGACUUAAAGUUGGGGAUCACAUUAACAUAAUACAUGUAGAUGUAUGGGGGGUCUCUAAAAAAUCUUCUCAAGAAAUGCAAAAUCAUGUUUGUCACAUUGAUAUUAAAAAACCCAGUGAUAGUGGAUUCAAAUUUGGUGAAGCUAUGGCCCACUGAAGCUAGGAUGGGCCAUGUAUUACAGUGGGGGAAAGUCUUUGAAACAUCUUUAAAGAACAGCGUAUACAAGGUGAAUCGGGUGAGAAUUAUGGCCCUAGGGCCUCUUGAUAUUGCAUCAAGUGAUUCUCAUUAAUAAGGUCAUAGAUAUCUCUUGAUUCUUAUUAUAGCCCAAAUCGUUGUAAUUCAGAUAUCUAAGAUCCAAAAGUAAGAUGUCGUUACAUGUGUUCUAUAGCAAUAAUAAUAUUGUUCUGAAAAUUAGUAAUUUUAAAACUAGAUCUUUUCUGACUAUUUAAUUUGUAAUGAAAAUGUCAAUUUAUUUAAAUUUGUACUCUCUUAAUAGAGCUUCAUGAGAGUGAUCAAUUGUAUGUAUUAAUAUUUAAUUGUGAAUUAUAACAAGAUCAGAUUUUGCAAUGGUUAACUAUUAUUUCCUCAACAUUUUAGUAACGCAAUUUCGUAUAUGUAUGCUGUUCAUUCAGCGCAUGCAAGAACAUGCAAACGGAUGGGAGACCUAUUGCUUUGUUAUUACGUAUUUUUUAAAAAUAUUUUAAUUUCGAUGUUUGUACGUUUCCACAAAUAUCUUGAUAUCUUAAAAAUCUGUAUUAAUAUGGUCGAUUUUACAGAGUAUCAUUCUUAAAUUUCUGUCAUUAAUAUAUACAUGUAUAUUCUUGAAAUACUUGUGAGAAAAGUUUGGUAACUGAAUAAUUGAUAAAUACGUUGCUUUGAACAUUUUGCAGGCUUUGUGAACAUUGUCUGCACUGAGAGGGACAUUAGUAUAUAUAAGUUUUGCACGCCUUUCUAAUAAAGAAUGGUUUAUCAAGCAUAUAUUGUGUUAGGAAACAUAUUUUAAGGAUAUGCAUUAAUUUGGUUGAUUUUACAAGGAGUUCAAUCUCAAAUUUCUGCUUUCCAUAAAUAUUUUUUUCUACUGUUCGUAAGAGUUUGGUGGAUGAAUAAUUGGUAAAUAAGUUGCCGUGAACAUUGUCUGAAGCGACAUUAGUGUAGUAAAAUCUUGCAUGCCUUUAUAAUAAAGUGUGAUUUAUCAAGCCUA
Messenger RNA from Saccostrea echinata, 3153 nucleotides. Its product is annotated as protein amalgam-like. The record is from RefSeq and is a predicted model, not a curated record. Gene Ontology annotation, cellular component: neuron projection. The transcript has a single exon. The coding region runs from base 299 to 1321 and encodes 340 amino acids. Lineage: Eukaryota; Metazoa; Mollusca; Bivalvia; Ostreida; Ostreidae.